UUAAGCGCCUGCUGGAUGCCAGAGAGGUGAUCCCUCGCUUUCCCAAAGGGGAAACUAAGGCUGAGGAGGCGUAGCCUUGACGGCGCAGCAUUUGGGACCCAGGGCCCGAAAACCCCACCGCAGAGUUCGCAGUCCCUUUAAUUCACUCCCGCCCCGCAGGCAGCCCUGGGGAUGACGCAGCCGGCGGUCUUAAGAGCAGAUUCUUGGGUACAGGGAAUGUGGUAGCCGGCCAGGCUGUCAGGAGGACACAGAACAGACCCGACUCCCAUCUCAGCAGAACGCUGGGCCCAGCCCCCCGGCAAGCCGGGCCUAAUUCGGGGCCUCUGACUCAGCCUCGGGUGAGCAGAGUAGCGGGGUCUGCCAGGUGAGCAGCGGCCAGAGGGCGCGGGCACGAACAGUCCAGGCUGGCCCCCCAGGGGCCGCGCGCCGGGCCCGAAAUAGCUCGUUUUGAUCCCACCACCUCGGCUAGGAGCCCAGGCCUGGCACUUAGCGCAACCAGCUGCUCCUACAGCAAGACGGGAAGUGGUUAAUGACUCCGCGGUACCGGUUGGCUGGCGCGACUGAUGGAGGGGCGGCAGUUAGGCGACAGACUCCCCGAAUGCCCUGUACCCAAGAAACGGUGGUUACUUUGGAGUCCAGACAAGCUUCCCGCAGCAAAAGUAGGAGUGGCUAUAAGGCAGGGCUGGAAAGAGAAAGUACUUUAUGACCCCUCCUCAACGCGAGCUCACCCUCGGAUCCUUCCCAUUGGUUCACAGGCUUGCCAAUUACUGCUACGAGCUACGGUUCUCCAAUCAAACACGCUCUCUCAGUCAGUCCGGAGGUACGGCCAGUUGUGCGACAUCUCCCUUUGGCCGCUUCCCAGUUACUUUUGUUUUCUCCUCCAUCAUUGGUCGCCCUGGAGGCCGCUCUCUUCCCGCGCGGGCACUCCGAGAGAGGGACGGGCCUGGCCAGGCAUUGCUUAGCAACAAAGAUGCACGCAGGCUCAGCCCAGUGAGGGAGCGGAGCUGGCGGAAGCGCCCAGGUAGCUGCUGGAUGGACCGCAGGUGAGGCCGAUCCUUCUCCCGGGGACCCCAGGAGGCCUGGAGAGGACCUAGGGUGAGAUGAACACAGCGUCCGGUCCGAUUUGCUAAGGUCCGGAGUCUCUAUUUUUAAAACCGCACUGGAACUACGACUCCCAAGAUGCUCCACAUCCGCCGGCAGCGCCAGCUUUGGACUUCACCAUCUCGGGGUCCCACUGCGUCUUACGUUCCGCUUUCCAAGUGGCUCCAAGGGCUUUUCGUUUUCCUCCACGGGUGUCCAGUGUCAUCUUGGGAGUUAAAUUUACGAAUUUUAAAACUGCCCCAGAUUCCUGUGGGUGUUGGUUUUUAACUUUAUUGCUUAGACGGAGCCCAGUUGCUGUUGGGGAUUGUAGUCCUUUUACCAUUUACACCUUAGUGUACCCAGGACUUUAUGGGAAAUGUACAGUGUAAGGGGUUAGCCGUGGUUCUCAACCCGAGCUCCACGUCGAAAUCACCUGGGACGGUGCGAAAGAGAUACAGAUGACUAGCCCGCUUCCAGAUAUUAUGAUUCUUUUCGGCUUGGGUCUGCCAGUUUUCUCCAUCCAAGACAACCCCCUUGAGGAUACUGCCCUGGAUCAAAGCCACUAUUGGCCAUCCGGAAGCCAGACUUGGCACCCCAAGACCCUGACCCCAUCCAGGUCCCAGAGGUCCAGGCCCGCAGAAGCUCCGAAGGCUCUGGCCACAGGUCCCAACUCCUCUGAACUGUUUGAAGAGUCCUGGCCAUCCAGCUCAGAAAGCCCUUCCCCGCCCAGCACCACUGAAGGACAGAUGGGAACCUCUCCGUCACCCACCCUGAUCGACAGCAGGGAGUCCGUGGUGGCCAAGUACAUAAACCGGUUCCGUCAGGCUCAGCCCACAAGCCGAGAGGAGCGCCAGCCUGCAGGCCCAACCCCAGCUGACUUUUGGUGGCUCCGGCCUGAAUCUCCAGACACCAGCAGUCAACUUGCUGAAGCAGGAGCCAAUGAACCAGAAGGAAGACCCAGCACAGCAGUCCCAAUUCUUGCCAAGGUGGCCAGUGCAUCUCAGGCUAAGGCUGUGGCCCCCCUUGAGGAAAUGAAGCAGAGCCUCAACACAUGGAACUCGUCCCUGCUGGACCUGGAGACACUGAGCCUACAGAGCAGAGCUGCCAGGCUGCUCAGACGCAGCAAGGCAUCCAUCUCUGCCUCCUCACUAAGCCCUAGCGAUACCAGCAGCUCCUCAUUCCCAGUCAGCUCUGAUGGCCUCUCUCCCUUCUCCGUGACCUUCACCCCUGACUUCAGCAAGGGCUCUGACCCCAAGGCACAUGCAACACCAGUGCCUGCCUCCAUCCCUGCGCCAGCCCAGGUCUCCUCCCAGGCACCCCUGCGUCCAGAGGAUGACAUUCUAUACCAGUGGCGGCAGCGGCGGAAGCUUGAACGGGCUCGGGCUCAGGCUCGAGGAGGACAGGGUGAUGGAACCUGGGUACUACCCCAGACUCCUGCCCUCACCACUCCAGCCCAUUCUGCCCCUGCAGAGACUCUCGGCUCCCUGGGAACCCAGCCUCCCUGCGUCCCACAUUGGGCCAGUGUGGCCCGACCUGGGCCUCUGGAGGCCUUCUAUAUGGAGAGACCUCCUAUUCCCCCAGGGUUCUCUCCACACAUCUUUUGGGGUCCCAGCCCCCAUGGGUUCUUCUGGGCCCCGCAGUCUGGUCCCUGGGUAUCUCUCGGGGCCAUUCCUCCCGCACCGUCAACCCCUGUGGCUCUGGCUGCCACAUCCCUGCCCCCCGCCUCCACCCCGGCACCCGCAGCCUCCACCCUCCCGCCCCCAACCGCCCCCCAGGACCCGCCCACUCCUGCUCCAAGCUGCCCGGCCCAGCCGGAGAGGCAGGGCCCCAAGCCUGGGAGUAGCAGAGCCCCGCGCCAGGAGUCAGCUGGGGCAGUCGUGGCAGCUGACAAGGGGCCUGGUCCCCAGCUCAGAGGCGCCCUGGGCCAAGUAGUAUCAGCUCGACUCUUCCCGGACGGCUUGGAGGACACGCCCCCUCACCUUAAGAGCCCACCUUUACCCGAGGGUGAAUCUCUGAAAGCCACACAGCCCCAAACCAAGAUUGCGCCACCUCGCUCAGAGGUCACGCCCCCUCUAUCUGGAUCAGAAUUUCCCAGGGCACAGACUCCGCCAAGUCGGUGUAAAGCCGAGUCUCCGAAAGCCAAGGCCACGCUCCCCCUAGCGGUGUGGGAGCCUAGGGAAGACAAAGACACUCCCUUGGCUGAAGCUGGGUAUCAGGCGCCCAAGGUCCGGCCCACUCCAGCUAAGGAGGCGUUCCCUGGCACCAGGGCCCCGCCCCCUUCCUUCAAGGCGGGGUCUCUCGAGGCGGCGGCUGCUCCCUCCUCUGCUGCUGGCCACGCCCCCUCAGAAGAUCUGCUCUGCCAGGCUGCCAGACUUCUAGAGGAGGCGGAAGACUCUGACGGCAGCGAGUUCCAGGACGACCCGGUACUUCAGUUGCUAAGAGUUCAGAGGGCCGAGCUGAGACGCCAGAAAAGGAAAGUGGACGCCCAACUAUGCCUCUUACUGGAGCACACUGAAGACCCAGGGACUUGGUCUCCUCCAACCGGUCGCCCCCCCAGGUCCCCAGGAAGGCGUCUGCAGAGGGAAGGAGUUUCUCUUGAGACCAGACAACAUUGAAUUGUACAAAUUAUGUUUUUCCCAAUACAAUAUAUUAUUUUUCUCACGUUA
Mustela erminea (ermine) is the source of this 3746-nucleotide messenger RNA. RefSeq names its product proline and serine rich 3 (gene PROSER3). The record is from RefSeq and is a predicted model, not a curated record. Lineage: Eukaryota; Metazoa; Chordata; Mammalia; Carnivora; Mustelidae.